CCCCGAUGAAUGCUAUGCUGAGUCACUAGUCAACUGACCUCUUCAUCAAGGCACACCGUAUUGCGCACUUGGCAUCUGUAACUCUUGACCUCGUAUGGCCUUGCCUCAGAUUCCCUUGAGGCAUAUCCGCUGAAGCAGCUCGCAGCGCCAAUCGCGCUUGUCGAGACGCCAUUCUGGAAAGCUCGCAACCUGCUCGUUGACGCUUAAGCUGCCAUCGACAUGAACACCUACUGCCCAUCUGACAGGUCGCACGAGGCUGGACCAUCCACGCUGCGACUAGCUUAUGCAUCUCCGAAAACGUUCACACCGGGCUUUUAUUCUCAUCGUACCAACGGCGUGCUGCCCACAGUCGCAUCGAGCGCGAAGCUCAGGCGAGUGUCUCAAUGGAGCCCGUCUACCAUCGGCUCGCUGGACCGUAUCGACGUACUCGGCGGUCUCACCCCAGCCAGAGAGCACAUAGGCCACACAGGAUGUGUCAAUGCUCUGGCUUGGUCAUCCGAUGGAAGCACUCUGGCCAGCGGCUCUGAUGACAAGACCGUCUGUCUUUGGAGGCUCGGAACAGAUGCCGCGCAUCCGAGAGCCGAGCACGUGCAUCGUAAACCACCAAACACUCGAAGUGGCCCUCAAUCGCGCCGCACUGGAGGAAUAUGGGGCGUCAACAGCGGCAUUGGUGUAGCUGGAGAUAACCUGCUCGAUGAGCUGAACGAGGAGAUUGCAGAAGCGAAAGCUGCGGAGCAGUGGCCUGCGCCUGAUCUAGGCUUUGGUCUAAGUGGUGUGGUGGAGACUGGACAUCGAGCGAACAUCUUUUCUGUCAAAUUUGCACCAACUCUUCCUAGCAGAUUGUUCACCGCAGCUGGUGACUCCGAAAUGAGAGUGUUCGACCUGGCGCAGUCUGAUGCCAAGAUUUUGUCUCACGCCAUUACCAAGAGGCAGUACGAGCACGACAAUCGAGAAGUGAUGGUCUGGCCUCGAGGUGGAGGCGUGUGCACGCGCGUUCUCCGCUGUCACAGCGCGCGGGUCAAACGCAUCAGCACAGAGAAUAGUCCCGAUGUUUUCCUAAGCUGCGCAGAGGAUGGUGAAGUGCGCCAGACGGAUCUCCGGGUCAAUCACACGUGCAGCGAGCGAGGUCGUAGCUCGAGCCAAUCAUUCGCACUGUCGAGCUCGACGUGCCCUUCGCCUCUAGUACGACAUUCGAUGGAGCUGUACAGCCUCAGCGUCAGCAAGGUGGAGCCUUGGCUGUUCGUUGUAGCAGGCACGUCCGCCCACGCUUAUCUUCAUGAUCGAAGAAUGCUCCCCCGCCUACUGAAACGGGAAUGGGGUGAAUCAACCCCGGAGCCUGAGCGUGAUGCGCUUACGCAGUGCGUCAGGCGUUUCGGCAGACCCCAACGACAGUGGGAUUCUGGUGAGCCGGUCAAAUCCGCGUUUGGAAGGGCGCACAUCACUGCAGCUAAGAUUGAAGAAUCGACGGGUCGAGAACUGCUCCUUUCUUAUUCGGAUACCGACUCGACCAUUUAUCGAUUCAAUCUGUACGACGAGCCAGAAGAGAUGCAUCAUCCCGAAGCCAGCCAAUGGGUGGUGCGGGAGCAGGAGCGUAAUAGAGCGAGCGAAGUCAGAACGUCUACGCAGAAGAUUCAUAGCAGCGGAACAUUGGAUGACAACCACACAGUCGAGCGGUUCAGGCGUCUGGUGGCUGCCAAGAAAGCUUUGCCUCUGCCAAGGAACAUACGAUCAGCGAUCGUCGGUCUGCUAUUUCCGCGACGGACGCUCAGCGAGGGCCGACAAGCAGAGGCAACCGCUUACGUCGAAAGGUACAAAGCUAUGCAACACGACUCUUCGGAAACUCUCCCUUUAUGCGUCUGUGAGACUCUGCUUCUGUUUCAGCGAUUGGACGAGCCAGCUGCAACAGAGACCUUCGUGCAGGGAAGAAGCCGGUACUUGGAGACAGCUGUACGAGCGAAGGAGCUGCUCCAAAACGCAAGAUCGAGCGACGAUGAUGGGGAGGACCAGGAUGAAGACGAUGUCGAGCCCGGCAUGGAUGUCUCAAAUAAUCUUCUUCUGCUCCUCGAAGGUCUGGUCGAUGAUGACAAGGCUAGGAACACUCCUGAUAUCCCCACAUUUCACAAAUUUCUGGAAGUCCUCUUCGACGAGGCGGAAAGUGUGCUACGGGCGUUUUGGGGCAGCAAGUGCUUCGAGUUUACUGAUCGGAUGCGACUUUCGGGGCAAAGUGAUCUAAGCUCGGAUGAGGAUCCUUCGAUCAGUACUGUUGCACCUCAAGCUGCCGAGCAGAGCUGGCAGUGGACGAGCAAUUCUGGACAGUCUCACGCGCCCCAUGCCUUCGGUUCAAACCCUUCACAGCACCAAUCUCGACAGCAGAUUUGGAAUCGCGCAGACAGCUGGGAAGACCCUCCUGAAGAUGGCGUCGCGAGUUGGAGAGAGGCUGUACCACGACCAGAGAUAAGAGGAGAGUCCGACGUUCAGCCUCGAACAGGCCCAGCUUUCGCUACAUGGGACGGGCCGGAUGAAGACGAAGACUUGCACGAAGAGCUCGCACGGCCGCCGGCUUUCCCUUUUGCAGAGGCACACCUCAAUCUGGCGCAUCUCACCCGAAGCAGGAACCUCCUGCCGAGCGCAGUCGACGAGGGCGAUGACGCCAACGAGUUCUUUGCUGAGUUUGAGCAGCGAGACGACGAUGACGAGGUCGAAAGCACUGCAUACGGUGGUAAUGGUGGCUUGGACGACGACGAUGAGGAUAUGGAGGAUGGGGAUUCUGACAUGUUGGACAUGUAUGAGGAGCAAGAGGAGGAAGACGAGGACGGGGACUCUCUCGUGUUUCCCACGCGACCCGUUUCGGAUAGCAGCAAAUUCGAUGAAGCGCCGAUGGUGUACCCGCGCGCGCGAUAUCAGGGCCACAUCAACCGGGAGACAGUCAAAGACGUCAACUUUGUCGGGCCGUAUAUCGCAUCGGGCUCGGAUGACGGGCGCCUAUACCUCUACGAUCCGGCCAGCACACAGCUCAAAGCUGUGAUCUGUGGAGAUAGCCAUGUGGUCAACGUCAUGGUUCCCCAUCCGACUUUGCCUGUCAUUGCCGUCUCUGGCAUCGACGAUGAGAUCAAACUCAUUAGUGCCACCUCCUAUGCGAAUGGCGUCGACGGAGGGGUGUACCGAGAGUCGAGGGAGCAUGUGGAGGGGCUCGCGGAAGCCAAUGAGGCCGAGACAGAAGGGCGCUCCGGAUCUUAUCCAGGAGGUCUGCUAGCCAUGCUUGGUGGUCAUCUACGGCAGAUAAAUGCCGAUGGCGAGGCAGUGGAAGGAGAUUGCGGCGUCAUGUGACCAUUUGAGGACAUGCAGCGUUGCUGCGCACGCGCAAGCACACCCAUGAUCGAUCUUCCCCGAAUAUCAGCGGGUACAGGCUACUUUCUCCGGUCUCUGAUCGGUUGCUGUAGACCGAAUUUCUGCUGAGUACUACAGAACGAACCCAUCGUGG
Molecule: messenger RNA, 3481 nt
Organism: Ceraceosorus guamensis
Lineage: Eukaryota; Fungi; Basidiomycota; Exobasidiomycetes; Ceraceosorales; Ceraceosoraceae
Product: WD40 repeat-like protein
Exons: 8
Coding region: 220-3327 (1035 amino acids)
Biological process (GO): negative regulation of fatty acid biosynthetic process
Cellular component (GO): cytoplasm; Cul4-RING E3 ubiquitin ligase complex
Molecular function (GO): protein binding
Source: RefSeq, a predicted model, not a curated record